AUGAAGACCCUUUCCCCUCAACCAUUAGAUCUCUCCCAAAAUAGACUUUCUGCAAUCAUGUCUUCAAAUUCAAACCUCGUUGACCUAGCAAAUAAUCAAAAACAUGCCCCGAUCCAUAAGUCCGGCUUUCGGGUAGAUACUGCUCCUGUUGACCCUCUUUUCGGUCUCAUGGCUCGUCAUAAGGCUGAUCCCUUUCCUAAUAAAGUUGAUCUCGGUGUUGGUGCAUACAGAGAUAACAAUGGAAAACCUUGGAUUCUUCCUUCUGUUAGAAAAGCCGAUGCUCUAAUUUCUUCCGACCCAACCCUAAACCAUGAAUACCUCCCCAUUGCGGGUCUUCCCGACUUUACAGCUGGCGCUGCCCGUUUAAUUCUCGGCUCAACCUCCCCAGCAAUUGCCCAGAAGCGUGUGGCAUCUGUCCAGACUAUUUCAGGCACUGGCGCAAACCACCUCGCAGGCCUCUUUCUCGCCCGAUUCCCGCCCCUCGGCUUUAACCCAUCGAAUGACUCUAAUGGCGUCAUUUAUGUCUCUAACCCAACAUGGGCAAACCACUUUAGCAUCUUUAAAAAUGUUGGCCUUACCGUCAAGACUUACCCAUACUUUAAGGCUGAUACCCUCUCGCUAGACUUUGAAGGCCUCAUUGAAACUCUAUCAAAUGCCUCUCCAGGUGAAGUGGUCCUGCUCCAUGCUUGCGCACAUAAUCCUACUGGUAUUGACCCCUCUCAUGAACAAUGGUCAAAGAUUGCGGACGUUAUCAUUGAACGCCGACUUUUCCCCCUCUUUGAUUGCGCCUACCAAGGUUUUGCUUCAGGUGACUUGGAUAAGGAUGCCUGGGCCGUCCGCCACUUUGUCGAUCGUGGCAUUGAGCUCCUUGUUUGCCAGUCCUUUGCUAAGAACUUUGGCCUCUAUGGCGAACGUGUUGGUGCUCUCCACCUUAUUACUGCUGACGAAGACACCCGCUCGGCCGUUCACUCCCAGCUGAGUCUUCUUCAGCGCUCGGAAAUUUCAAAUCCUCCUGCCUAUGGUGCCCGCAUUGCCUCACGCAUUCUCAAUAACCCUGAUUUGUUUGCCGAGUGGCAAUCAGACUUGACUACAAUGUCGUCUCGUAUCAUUAAAAUGCGCAAUGCUCUUCGUCAGGAACUUAUUCGUCUCGGCACACCAGGCUGCUGGGAUCACAUUGUCACUCAGAUUGGCAUGUUUUCAUUUACAGGUCUAUCGCCAGCACAGGUUGACCGGUUGGUUGAUGAGUUUCACGUUUAUCUUACCCGCAAUGGCCGGAUAUCCAUGGCGGGUCUUAAUGAUCAUAAUGUGGCUUAUGUUGCUAAGGCCAUUGAUGCUGUGGUUCGCGGUUAA
Molecule: messenger RNA, 1350 nt
Organism: Magnusiomyces paraingens
Lineage: Eukaryota; Fungi; Ascomycota; Dipodascomycetes; Dipodascales; Dipodascaceae
Exons: 2
Coding region: 1-1350 (449 amino acids)
Biological process (GO): L-aspartate biosynthetic process
Cellular component (GO): cytosol
Molecular function (GO): pyridoxal phosphate binding; L-aspartate:2-oxoglutarate transaminase activity
Source: RefSeq, a predicted model, not a curated record